This is a messenger RNA of Gossypium arboreum, 1574 nucleotides long. RefSeq names its product polynucleotide 5'-hydroxyl-kinase NOL9. Gene Ontology annotation, cellular component: nucleus. Lineage: Eukaryota; Viridiplantae; Streptophyta; Magnoliopsida; Malvales; Malvaceae. The record is from RefSeq and is a predicted model, not a curated record. The transcript has 9 exons. Gene Ontology annotation, molecular function: polynucleotide 5'-hydroxyl-kinase activity. The coding region runs from base 175 to 1317 and encodes 380 amino acids. Gene Ontology annotation, biological process: cleavage in ITS2 between 5.8S rRNA and LSU-rRNA of tricistronic rRNA transcript (SSU-rRNA, 5.8S rRNA, LSU-rRNA).
AACCUAUGUAUAUAGCCAUGUAAAAUGCGUUGAAGUCACACUAAAGCGGCUUCGUCUGCCAGAAAUCGGAACUGAAAGAACUCGAUACGACUUUACAAAGAUAACGAAGCAGUAAACAUCGUAUAAGGGGAAGUUGGGUAAGAUUUUCGUUUUAUUCUUUGGUUUUCCUCCACAAUGGCUUCGAUGUUAGGACCUGGAAGCUCAACAGCAAACAUAUAUGUACCAGAAGAGUGGUCGGAGGCUGCUAAUUCCAUAGCCUAUGACUCAGUAACUUCCCCACCUCCUUUUUCUUUUAUCUGCGGCGCCAAAAACUCUGGCAAAACCACUUUCUCCCGUCACCUCCUUAACAUUCUUCUCCAAAGGUAUGGAAAAGUAGCUUAUUUGGACACAGAUGUUGGGCAGCCUGAGUUCACGGUUCCAGGUUUCGUGUCCCUUACAGUUGUUGACAAAAUAACCCCAGAUUUGGCAAUUCCAUGCUUGAAGACACCUGAGAGGUGUUUUUUCUUUGGUGACGUAUCUUCAAAAAGGGAUCCAUCAACAUACUUGAAAUAUAUAUUUACCCUAUUCGAUUACUAUCGAGAGGAAUACUGCAUGUUUGACAAGAGUGAAAAUGCUGGUAGGAUAGAAUUGCCCCUUAUUGUCAAUACCCCUGGCUGGGUGAAAGGCAUUGGUUAUGAAAUAUUGGUGGAUAUGCUGAGAUUUAUUUGUCCUACUCAUGUUGUUAAGAUAAACAUAUCUGCCGAGAGUAAGAAUCUUCCAGGUGGGGCAUUCUGGUUAGAUGGUGAUUGUGAUGGGAUGGUUAAUAUUAUAGAGAUCAAAUCAGCUCAGCAGGACAACUUUAAUAGAUCGGUGCUAGUACAGAAGGAUGCUAGCCUUCUGCGAGAUUUACGGAUCAUGGCUUAUUUCAGGCAAUGCUUCCCUAGUGACAAGCCUAUUACUACAAUCAAAGAACUUGCACAUGCACUGGCUUCUCAUCCUCCUUAUGAAGUUCCAAUAUCAAUUAUCAAAAUUAGACAUCUUCACUGCCAGGUCCCAAGCACUGAAACAUACUACAGUUUGAAUGCUACUAUUGUUGGAUUGGCAGUUAGUUCAGAGGAGUCUGAGGAUUUGCCCUGGUGUGUUGGACUUGGAAUUGUGAGAGGAAUUGACACAUUCAAAGGUGUGCUUUAUGUGAUCACUCCUGUUCUUCCAAGCACUCUGGAGAAGGUCAAUCUUUUCCUGCAGGGCUUUAUUCAGAUUCCUACUUGCUUGUUGCAGGUUAAGGGAUGCAGAUCACCUUACGUAACUUCAAAUGUUUUGUCGGAUAGGUUUUACUAACCCAAAGAAUCAUUUUCAUCAAAGAUCUCUUAUUGAUGUUCCAAGUUUGCUUAUAUGGCCAUGUUGCUAUAGGCAGUUGCCAAUAGAUGACGUUAGCUGGCUUCUGUAUUUUUUUUUUUUUUAGUAACAGGGAGCUAGCUCUCAUAGUUUUUCUUAAAAGUUAUGUCCAUUAGUUCCACAGAAUAGGAUGUUCAACAACUAUCUUUUACAAAAAGUAGAGUCUGCUUUAUUGAUGAAAAAUAUUAGAUAUGCUAUAA